Molecule: messenger RNA, 4211 nt
Organism: Dromiciops gliroides (monito del monte)
Lineage: Eukaryota; Metazoa; Chordata; Mammalia; Microbiotheria; Microbiotheriidae
Product: zinc finger protein 829-like
Exons: 6
Coding region: 1-1533 (510 amino acids)
Biological process (GO): negative regulation of transcription by RNA polymerase II
Molecular function (GO): DNA-binding transcription repressor activity, RNA polymerase II-specific
Source: RefSeq, a predicted model, not a curated record
AUGACGACGAUGACCUGCCAUGACCAUAGGGAGCAGUCAAGAAGGAAGGAGGGCGCCCGUGCCCACGUGAUCUGCUCUCCCUUCCCUCUUCCCCAGCUCUGUCCCGUGAGUCAGGCACUUCCGCAUCUCGUAGGCUCUCGGACCGACGCUCCCGGCCCUGCUCGGGCUCCUGGGCUGGGCUCCCAGCUCCCGCCAGCAAGCGGCGAGUUCUCCGCUUCUGCCUUUGGAAGACCAUGCCUUUCCCCAAUACCGGGGAGCCCUGAAGAUGAGGGAAUGGCCCCCGUCCUCCUAAGGGCUGCUAAGGCCCCCCACCAGGAACUGCUGACAUUCAAGGAUGUGGCUGUGGACUUCACCCCAGAGGAGUGGGGGCAGCUGGUCCCUUCUCAGAAAGAGCUGUACAGGGAUGUGAUGCUGGAGAACUACUGGAACCUGGUCUCCCUGGGACUUACAGAUGCCAGACCAGAUGUGAUCCACCAGCUGGAGAGAGGGCAAGUGCUUUGGAUGCCAGAGAGAGAUGGCCCAAGAAACACCUAUCCAGAUUGGGAGCUUAGCCUCCAAACCAAGAAGUCAGCUACCAAGAUGAGCAUUUCUGCAGAAGAAUCAUCCCAGGAAAGAUUCACAAGACAUGAUGACUUUGUUGCUAAGCUGGGAGAAACCUGGGAAGUAGGUGACAGCUUUGAUACACCAAAUAGUGAAGAGAAACCUUAUGAAUGUGACCAUUGUGGGAAGGCCUUCCAUCAGAGGACAGGACUUACUAAUCAUCAAAAAAUCCAUACAGGGGAUAAACCUUUUGAAUGUAAUGUCUGUGGGAAGGCCUUCCGCCGGAGCACACACCUUACUCGACAUCAGAGAAUUCACACUGGUGAGAAGCCUUACGAAUGUAACAAGUGUGGAAAGGCCUUCCAUAGGCGGACAGGACUUAAUGAACAUCAAAAAAUUCACACUGGAGAGAAACCUUAUGAAUGUAAAGCGUGUGGAAUGGCCUUUCGCUGGAGCACAGGACUUCUUCGACAUCAGGCAAUUCAUACUGGGGAGAAAUCUUAUGAAUGUAAUAUAUGUGGGUCAGCUUUCUUUGAGAGAAAAUCACUUGUUCAACAUCAAAGUGUUCAUUCUGGAGAGAAACAUGAAUGUAAUGAAUGUGGGAUGACCUUCUUCAAGAGGAAAUCCCUUAUACAACACCAGCGAAUUCAUACUGGAAAGAAACCCUAUGAAUGUAAUGACUGUGGGAAGGCCUUCUUCUGGAAGACAGGUCUUCUUUGCCACCAAACAGUUCAUACUGGAGAGAAACCUUAUGAGUGCAAUGAAUGUGGGAAGGCCUUCGCUCGGAAGACGGGGCUUAUUCAACAUGCAACAAUUCAUACUGGAGAGAAGCCCUACAAGUGUCAUAAAUGUGGGAAGGCCUUCCGUCAGAGCGCACACCUCGUUCAACAUCAGAGCGUUCAUACUGGACAGAAGCCUUACGAAUGUCAUGAAUGUGGGAAGUCCUUCUCCCGGAAGACAGGACUUACUCAACAUGAGAGAGUUCAUACUUGAGAGAAAUUUUAGGAAUGUAAUGCGGAUGGGAAGAUCUUCUGUAGGAGUGCAGAACUUUUUCAACAUCCUGAAAUUCAUAUGGCAAAGAAACCUUUUGGUUUUCAAAUGGCUUUCAAGAGCAAAAAACUCAGUUGACCUCAGAGGAUUUAUACCAGAAUGAAACCUUAUGAGUCUAAAGUUUUUUGUGUAUCAGAAGUAUUUGAGUCAAAAUACAUGCAUAUUUUACUCAAAAAUCUAGAAUUAAAACUAAAAGAAAAUCUGAACUUCUGGCUAUUCUGAACUUUCUCUCUCUCUUCCUUUCCCCUCCCAGUUCAUGCUUAUAGAAGAUGACUUAGAUGAAUUCACUGAGAACAUUGUUGAUCUCACAAGUGCCCCUUCCCUCAAUUCCUUGACUCUAAACUGCUGAGAAUUGUCACCCCUUUGCUCUUCCUUCUUUCUGAUCAUAGAUGCAAAGCAUUAGACUAAAUAUUACCCUGUGUGUGCCCUUGAUCCCAUUACCUCCUGCUUACUGCGGGCCCUCUCUCUGGCACACAUCCCUUCUCCCAUGUGCUUUCCAUCUGUCGCUCUCUAUUGGUGCUUUAUCAUCUGGCUGCAAACAUGGGCCUGUCUCCUUUCAUGAUUUUGAUUUUUCUCCCAACUGUGGCAACACAUUGAAUACUUCCUAGCCUUGAUAACCCUCUGUGUGAAUAAGAGGGUUUGGUAGAGUAUCCUGCUUCUCCCUCACCUGACUUUUUCCAGGACUGUCCUGGGAUAUAUCCGAGGAUCAUAGGCUGACUUUCCAUUGUCCAAAGUGCAAGACCAUCUUGAUUCAGCGAUAUCCUUGAAUGAUCAUAUGUACUUGACCAAAGAACAUGGCAUCCUAUCCAUUUUAUUAGGACAGGCUUCUCCUUUCACUGAAAGACCUCCCAAAAGGUCAUUGUGUCAUGACUGGGGAUGAGACUGAGACAGCACCUUGGGCCCUAGCAGGAGAGCAGAGGACUAAAAAUAUGACCUGGAGUUUUAUUCCUUGACCCUGCUCCCUCAAUUUCUCCUCUCUGACUGCUGAGGGAUUGGAAACCUUUCAGUCCCAUGCUGACUUUCUCUGUUUCCUGCUGGCCCUUCCCCUUUUUCUCUUCCCUUCCUUAUGUUAGCAAGAUCUUAGAGAAAGUAGUGAGCAAAGAGAUAACUCAUUGACUUUCUGAUCUGGCAGAACUUGGAAUGUAGAAGAUAGGGAUUACCUUCUGCCUUCAAAGUCAGGUGAUGAGAAACAGGCUUGGCUUCUAGCACAUAACCCAACUUGAUGAGAGAUAAUUGGGGAAGGGCAGCCUUUUAGACUCAUCUUCUAGAACCACUUUAGCCCCUUCCAUUUUCUUCUGUUUCAGUGGGAGAAUAAAGACUUGGCUCAUUCCUUUUAAAGAGCUCUCUUGGAGGCAGCUAGUUGGCACAGUUGAUAAAGCACCUGUCCUGGAUUCAGGAGGACCUGAGUUCAAAUCCGGCCUCAGACCCUUGACACUUACUAGCUGUGUGACCAUGGACAAGUCACUUAACCCUCAUUGCCUUGUAAAAGAAAAAAAAAGAAAGAGCUCUCUCUUCUUCUCCAUCUCCUUCAUGGGCUAGGGAGUACUUCUUGGCAGCUGCAUGGCAAAUCCAAUGUGUCUGGGGCAGUUAUCAAUCAAUUUUGAGCCUCUUCAGAAAUAAUUGUGUCAUAUAUUUAAGAUUAAUUUUAAUGAUGUUAAUUUUGUGAUGUAGGGGUCCCUUUUGAUAGGUAGGUAGGUUUUUGCUGACCUAGACAUUUCCCCUCAUGGUCCCCAUUAAAUACCUCCCUCAGGCAAAAUUGUGCCUUUAUUGUGAUUCAACUUAGACCAGGGCUUCUUAAACUUUUUCCACUGGCAACCCCUUUUUCCUGAGAAAUUUUUACAUGACCCUAGGUAUAUAGGUAUAUAAAAUAGGUGUACAUAACCUUUUACUGUAGCCAAAUUUUUCUUGACCCUAACAUCCAGUUAAGCUACUCCAUAUGGGGUUGCAACCCACUGUUAGGAAGCUUUGACUUAGACUAGGCAGUACCUAAAAGUCCUUGAGAAUGCUGGCCCCCGAGAAUUCUGCAGUGUGGCUGGCUUAUUAACAGUGCUAAUACAAAUAAAAUGUGUGGGUAAUAACGGUAAUAAUUAGCUUAGCUCUUCAACAUCUGCAAAGCGCUUCCCAAAUAUUGUCUCUUUUGAUCCUCACAACAACGUUCUGAGUUGGGUUCUAGAUCAGAGAGAGCUAGGGACUUGCUGAGGACCCCACAGCACUAAGUGUGUGAGCUAAGGUAUCUAAGCCUUAAGGUUUCUGUAGCUAAGCCUUUCUGCUUCAUCCAGUGCUCUGUCUUCUAGGCUGUGCCAAGCUGUUUAAUCGAAGCCCUGGACCUGGUUCACCUAAGGAUAAACACAUCUCUUCAUCUGGUUAUGUCCUCAUCACUUCGUAAGCUCCUUUGAGGGCAGUGACGAUUGCAAAAAGAAGAAAGGGAGCACCUAGUUCAAGCCUCUGGAUCUGAUGACCUCUAGCAGAGACCUUUAAUUCUUUUCUGUGCUCUACCCCUUUUGCAGUUUGGUAAAGCCUAUGGACCACUUUUCAGAAUAAUGAGCCCUGGACACAGUGCCAUGAAGAUCUGAGUUCAAAUCCCACUUCACAUACAUAUUGGCUGUGUGACCCUGGGUAAG